GGUCCUCCUCAGUUGGCUUUCUGUCGGUUCCGCCGUCGGCCGCUUCGCUCGAUUUUCCGAGGCCAGGAUUGACGCGCUUUCACUGUCUGGAAUACCGCUCGUCGCCGACAUCCAAGAGGAUGAAGAUCUAAGUCCACCAUGCUGGUCAUUCAAGUCAUGACGCUCUUCGCCUUGGCAGCGGCAAAAGAUUACCCAACUGGAGUGUUGGACUACUCGAAUGAAGUGGAAAAUGCUACCACAGCCUAUAUGCAAGAAGAGGAACCUCUUCGGGCUCCAACGUUUACACGAUCUUACGACCGUCUGGCCGUCGUCCCAGUUGGAAACCGUCUAAAACUCCAAUGCCUCGCCAAAGGAAAUCCUCCGGUGAAUGUUACUUGGCUAAAGAAUAAUCAACCUCCAACCAGGUUGCUCGGCAAAAAGGUUACGCUCAAAAAGGACAAGUUGUGGCUGGACGACGUCAUGGUGUCGGACAGUGGGAAUUACACUUGCAUCGCUUUUAAUUCUCAAGGCUCCAUCAACCACACGUACAUGGUUGAGAUCAAAGAGCGGCUGCCACAUCGACCCAUCUUCUACGAUACGGGCCCUACGAAUGACACCUUCCGCGUAGGCUCGACAGUGGUCCUGUCGUGCCGUGCCAUCAGCGAUCUGCAGCCGCACAUUCGGUGGGUGCGUCACUACGAGGUGAACGGCUCCUACUUCAGCGACGAAAACAAUUCAGUCCCCCAUGCGAAAACGGUUCAGAGCUCCGACCCGAAUGUGACUGACCCCUACAAGCUGGUCAUCGAGAAUGUGACGAAAUAUGAUGAAGGCUGGUACACCUGCAUCGCGGGCAACUCUGCUGGCAUCAGCACCAGGAGCUUUUACGUUAAUGUGGACGAUGGCAUAGAGUCCCAGUCAUCCAAGUGGGAAUAUUUCCGGCAGCCAUGGCUAAUCGUGCUUUUAGCCCUGUUUGGUGUGACGGUCAGCUUCGGCCUUGUCAUCGCCCUCAUCUGCAGGUCCACAUUCAUCCAGCAGAAGAAGCUGGCCCAGAAACAAAACUUUGUCAUCAAGAAGAAAGUGAUCCUGGAGCGCCACGUAACGGAUACUGGAAACUACGAGGAAUCUUCCAUAGCACCGCUUGUGAAGAUUGACUUCCAGAGGGCACCCAUCACAUCAGAAAUGAUCUCGGAAUACGAACUGCCAUUGGAUCCUUUGUGGGAAUUUCCGAGAGAAAAACUCGUCCUGGGCAAGCCGCUGGGUGAAGGCGCCUUCGGGCAAGUGGUCAAAGCUGAAGCCUAUGGCCUCGGUGGCAGGGAAGGCCCUACAGUGGUCGCCGUUAAGAUGCUCAAAGAUGGGCACACAGACAGUGAAAUGGCGGACCUCGUUUCCGAAAUGGAAGUGAUGAAGACAAUUGGAAGACAUAUCAAUAUCAUUAACCUCCUUGGUUGUUGCACGCAGGAUGGACCUCUGCAUGUCAUUGUGGAGUACGCCGCCCAUGGGAACUUGCGAGACUUCUUGAGGUCCCACAGACCGAGUUCUGGCUACGAGCCGGCUAUAGGAUCGGACUUGAAGCCAAAAACUCUUACUCACAAGGACCUGACUUCAUUCGCUCGUCAAGUGGCACGUGGCAUGGAGUAUCUCUCAGACAAGAAGUGCAUCCACCGUGACUUGGCCACAAGGAAUGUGUUAGUAGUGGAGAAAAACGUGCUCAAAAUCGCCGAUUUUGGCUUGGCGCGAGACCUGCACAACAUCGACUACUACAAAAAGAAAUCGGACGGACGACUUCCAGUGAAAUGGAUGGCUCCAGAAGCUCUCUUUGACCGACUCUACACGACACACAGCGAUGUGUGGUCCUACGGGAUCCUUUUAUGGGAAAUGAUGACACUUGGAGGUACACCAUAUCCUUCUGUACCCAUCGAAAAGCUGUUCCAAUUGCUUCGAGACGGGUACAGGAUGCCACAGCCUCCCAGUUGUUCAAAGGAUGUGUAUGACAUCAUGAAGGACUGCUGGAAGCAGAGUCCCUACAUGAGGCCGAGCUUCCGAGAAAUCGUUCUCAAACUGGACACUAUCAUCCUGUCCGCGACAAACGAGGUGUACCUGGACUUGAGCAUCCCCGUGCUGGACACCCCGCCGAGUUCAUCAGAAAGCGACACGCCACAGACUGCAGUGUGACAGUGUGUGUAUGUGCAUGUACAGACACCAUCAUCGUCUUCAUCGUCACCAUCGCUCUUGACACUUCAGUAUUCGGAUGUGAUCCUUGCGGGACACAUAUGUGCAGUAAUUUUUCCAUGCGGGUAAUAUUCGUUACUUUGACGUAAAACUUGCAAGUUGAUAUCAGUCUUCUUCUGCAAUUCAGUUGGCUAAUUUUACUAGGGGCUGAAAAGUAUUUUUUAUUCUAUACGAGCGUGACCAUUGAAAAGUGGUCUUCCCCGCUGUCACUUGUAUCGGGAAGCAAUGGAGAUUUCCACAUUGCGAUCACACGCCGAGGGACAUUGCGCGCGCCAUCAAAACACCCCAAUGAACUCUUUAUGUGAAAUCGUCCGCGCAGGAGUUUUCUUCUCGCUUUGUGAUCAUGACGUCACGGGAUUUUUUUUUUUUUUUUUUCAAUGUGAUAGAACCACUGAGCUAAACAUAAUUUGAAGCAUCACCAGGAAAGCUUGUCAUGCAUGGGUGCUGGAAGUGCACCAGAUCAUGGCUCUAUUGAUGUGUGUAAAAACUGUGAAUAGUGUUGUGCUCAUAGUUUGUGUUUAUUUAUUGUUGACGAAUGUCUUGACGUUUGAGCAUUUGUUCUCGUGUUUCAAAUAUGAGAUCGCACGUCUGUAUAUUCCGCGCAUGUGCUUGCUCGUAUGGAGCAAGAGAAGGAAUGGAACCAUGUUUUUAGUAUAGUUCAGCAUACCUGUCUUGUAUAGAUGUGCAUCGUUCAAUAUGUCGUGUCAUAGAACCCACGUGGGACGGUACUCUGUUUCGCUCAGUAGUUCCAAGUUAUGCGGUGACUUCUACCAUGGCCUAUCGCAACCAAAUAAAAGCCUCCAACUAAC
Messenger RNA from Ornithodoros turicata, 3017 nucleotides. Its product is annotated as fibroblast growth factor receptor 2-like. The record is from RefSeq and is a predicted model, not a curated record. Gene Ontology annotation, molecular function: fibroblast growth factor receptor activity; ATP binding. The coding region runs from base 139 to 2151 and encodes 670 amino acids. Gene Ontology annotation, cellular component: signaling receptor complex; plasma membrane. The transcript has 16 exons. Lineage: Eukaryota; Metazoa; Arthropoda; Arachnida; Ixodida; Argasidae. Gene Ontology annotation, biological process: multicellular organism development; positive regulation of kinase activity; fibroblast growth factor receptor signaling pathway.